Messenger RNA from Capsaspora owczarzaki ATCC 30864, 4344 nucleotides. RefSeq lists its product as hypothetical. The coding region runs from base 1 to 4344 and encodes 1447 amino acids. Gene Ontology annotation, cellular component: cytoplasm. The transcript has 13 exons. Gene Ontology annotation, biological process: regulation of clathrin-dependent endocytosis; positive regulation of Notch signaling pathway; protein dephosphorylation. NCBI's taxonomy places the organism in Eukaryota, Filasterea, Ministeriida, Capsasporidae. Gene Ontology annotation, molecular function: AP-2 adaptor complex binding; ATP binding; protein serine/threonine kinase activity. The record is from RefSeq and is a predicted model, not a curated record.
AUGUCAACAUUCGUGGGUCGCACCAUUGAAGUUGGUGCCAGGCGGCUCAAAAUCAAAAAGCUGCUGGCUGAAGGUGGCUUUGCGUUCGUCUUUGUCGCACAGGACGUCGCUGCGGCGCCAGGAACGCCUGCCAUCUACGCCGUCAAGCGCCUGAUUCUGGCGGAUCGCGAUCGCCAAACCAUGGCCAAGCGCGAGAUUGAAAUCAUGCGUGCCGUUUGCAAGAACGAUAACAUUGUGACGCUCUACGACUCCAUUCUGAUUCCAGGCGCACAGUCUGUCAGCGGCUCGGAAGAAGCCUUGAUUGUUAUGGACUUGUGUGUUGGCGGCAUGCUGGUCGACAUUAUGAAUGCUCGCAACAAGCGCCCCUUCACCAAGUGGCAAGUCUUGCGCAUCUUUGCCCAAGCCUGCCGUGCCCUCGAAGUGCUCCAUCGCCAGCAGCCUCCGGUCAUUCACCGCGACUUGAAGGUGGAGAAUCUUCUCGUUACCGAGAAGGGCCAAAUCAAACUGUGUGACUUUGGCAGCGCCACCACCACGGUCAUGAAGCCCGCCAACCAUGCCGAAACGCUGCGUUGUGAAGACGAGAUUCAAACCAACACGACCGCCCAGUAUCGUGCUCCUGAGAUGAACGAUCUCUACAGCGGCCAAGCAGUCACCGAGAAGGCCGAUAUCUGGGCUAUGGGUGUCAUGCUGUACAAGCUGUGCUUCUUCGUCACUCCAUUCGAAGAGGGCAGCAAGCUGGCCAUCAUCAGCGGAAAGUACUCUUUCCCCGAGCAUUCUCAAUUCCGCGAAUUCCACGAUUUGAUUCGCAUCAUGCUGAACGUCAACCCGGAAGAGCGACCCAACAUUUCGGAUGUCCUGCAGCAGGUCACGCUCACCUAUGCCGAGCUCGGUCCAGACCCCACUCGCAAGACCCGCCCUGGCGGUGACAAAGGUCUUGCCGAUUUGGCCGAUGCUGAUCUGAUUGCAUCCUCGCCAGCGGCUGCUGCGAUGCGAUCUGACAGCCAGCGCGCCGCGUCUCCCGCAACUCCAGCAGCUGGCAGCGCUCCCUCCACUGGCGGCCAGGCUCCCGCCCGACCCGCGGGCCCUCCUGCGUCGGCUGCAGCACACGUGACUCCUGCUCCCCAGCGGUCACACUCGGAUCUCCAUUCCGAGACAAGCAGCGACUCGUUCGGAGGGUGGGGUGAUGAUUCUCGCCACGACAACAAGGCCUCUGCUCUCGGCAAGCACCUGUUUGAGAAGGCCAAAGACAUUGGUGGCAAGGUGAAGACUGCCGGCACGUCUCUGGUCCGGAAUGUCAAGGACAAGUCUUCGGAAGUCAUUCGCAAUGUGGUUGCCAGCAACACGAUCAAACAAACUCAUGAUCUUGACAUGACCUACAUUACCCCUCGCAUCAUUGCUAUGGCAUACCCUGCCGAGGGCCUCGAGUCCACCUACCGCAACAACAUUGACGACGUCCGCAACCACUUGGACGCCAAUCACCGCGACCACUACAUGGUGUACAACCUGACAGAGAAAAAGUACAACCACAACAAGCUCCGCAACAAUGUCAUGGACUUUGGAUGGCCGCCGCACCAGGCCCCGCCGUUGGAACGACUGUUUUCCAUUUGCCAAACCAUGCAUUCUUGGCUCAUGUCCAAUCGGGAGAACGUUGCGGUUGUCCACUGCAUUGCUGGCAAGGGUCAGACGGGUCUUGUCAUUUCGGCCUAUCUGAACUACUGUGGCCUGUUCUCGACUGUGGAAGAUGCGCUGCGCCUUUUUGCCAGCAAGCGCUUCCGCACUUGGCGUGGUGUCACCCAGCCCAGUCAGAUUCGCUACGUGGGCUACUUCAACAAGCUGCUUGCCAACAACAUCAAUCCCCAUGACAAUGUGAUUGUUAUUCGCAACAUGGUGUUCAACACCAUUCCUCAGUUUGAUGUGCUACGGUCGGGCUGCCGUCCCUACUUUAAGAUUUUCAAGGAGGGGCAGCUUCUUCGCUCGACACUGCCAACCAAUCCGGAUGAGCUCCCGUCGUACGGUGUCAAGGACGGCCGUGCCAACUUCCGUCUCGAUUGCGAGUGCCAGGGCGAUAUUCUGAUCAUCUGCUACAACGCCAGCGUUACGCUUGGCAUCCUCAGCUCAACCCCCAUGUUCCGCCUGCAGUUCCACACUGGAACCAUGCGCUCGCAGAAGAUUGUGUUCAACAAGUCCGAGUUGGACGAAGCUGUUCGUGAUGAUCGCUUCUACGAAACUUUUGCCGUGCAGCUUGAAAUUGAGAUUACCGAGCGCAAGAUUACCAGCCAAGAGAAGCACGCCUGGGAGCUCAUCCCACCCAAAGACCAGCGAGCGUACAAGCAGACGUGCUUUUUCAACGACGAAGAAUCCGACCAGUUCCGCAGCGACUAUGAACUGACGUUGCGCACGUACAAGGAUAACAACCACCGUGCUGGUUCCACGUCAAGCGGGCCUGGCAAGCCCCAACCUUCCGAAGGUCACGAAGAUGACGAUAUGGAUCAUGAUAAUGAGGUGCCAGAAGGCUACGAGUCAUUCAACAAUGGUCAAGCCGAAGAUGAUGAUGAUGAUGACCGUGAGGAAGGAGGCUCUUCUCGUCAGGAAAACCCUGGUUUGGAUUGGGACGAGGAAGAGGACCGUCAUUCGGCCGCUUCCGGUCACGAGGCGCCACAACCGCGUGCGCCGCUCCCCCAACAAGUUCCCACGGGUCCGAUUGGGGCGCAGCUUCUUGAUCUGUUUGGUGACGAACCGGCGCCAACUCCAGCGGCGGCGGCGGUUCCAAAUGCCGCGCGCGGUCCUUCGCCGAUGCCUGCUGCUCAGCCUCAAGGUGCCACCAAUCCUCCCCGUCCGAGCGUCGCAACGGAUGAUCUUUUUGGUCUUUUUGACGCACGUUCCCCUGCUGCACCUGCACCUGCAACUGCGCCUGCGAAAGCAUCCCUCGAUCCAUUUGCAGUCCCGCAGCAGGCGCCGGCAGCGCGCUCUGCUUCAGUUACGCCACAACCGCAGACUCAAUCUGCCCCGGCCAAGAAGAGCGGUGGAUUGCUGGAUGACUUUGACGUGUUUGGGCCUUCUGCAAGCGUCCCAGUGACCUCCAUCAACACCAACAACCACGCUUAUGCCUCGACUGGCUCGACCCCUACCGUGUCUGCCCCUGCCACGGUCUCUGCCUCUCGAGACUUGUUUGGCAUGGAUUCGUUCGGUCCAAGCUCGAGCGCUCCUUCGAUGCUUCACACUCCGCCAGUAUCCACUACUGGAGCCAACCAGCCAAAGUCCUCGUUUGACGAUCUUCUUGGCGGAUUCUCUGCAUCAUCGUCCCGCUCCAACUCGAAUACUCCGAUGAACAAUCUUCCGCAGCAAUCCAUGCACAGCGGCCAGCCACAGUACGGCGGCAUGGGCGGCAUGGGCAGCAUGGGCAGCAUGGGCAGCAUGGGCGGCAUGGGAAACAUGGGCAUGGGUGCCCAACGUCCAUCCAUGAUGCCUCAGCAGCCCAACUACGGCGGCGGCUUUGGUGGUCCUUAUGGCAACCCCUCUGCAGGUGUUCGUCCUGGAACUCCGAUGCAGCAGCAGCAACCGGCGCAGCAGCAGCAGCAGCAGGCUCGUUCGUCCCACUCUGACGAUCCUUUUGGUGAUUUCGGAUUUGGCAACGCUCCUGCCUCCAAACCCGCCACUACGAUCCCGCAACAGGCGUAUGGGCAACAGCCCUCGUUCGGUCAACAGCAGCCAGCUUUCGGUCAACAGGGCUUCGGCCAGCAACCCUUCCAAGGACAACAGCAAUUCCAGGGUCAGCAGCAAUUCCAAGGCCAGCAGCAAUUCCAAGGCCAGCAGCAAUUCCAGGGCCAGCAGCAAUAUCGCCCGCAGCAACCUUCAAUGCCACAGAUGCGCCCAAACCUCAACACGCAUACUGUCCCGCAACGAAUGCCUGCAACGAACGCAAAGCCCGACGAAGGCGUCGGCGCGUUUGCGGAUCUGCUUGGCGGCCACUCUGGAUUCAAUCCCGCAGCCCACCGAGUCCCGGGCUCCAUGAACGAAAUGCGCAAGGCCGCCGUCAAAGGUGAGGCCAAGACUCCGGAGGAUCUCGAAGCCAUUCGCGUUCAGGAAUGGGUCGAAGGCGGCAAAAAGGGCAACAUUCGCGCGCUCUUGUCCUCGCUGCACACGAUUUUGUGGGAGGAGAGCGGCUGGAAGGAAGUGAGCAUGGCACAGCUGCUCAAGCCGAGCGACAUUAAAAAGCAGUUCAUGAAGGCCUGCUUGAUUGUCCAUCCUGACAAGGUUGCUGGAUCGCCACACGAAAAUCUCGCCAACCUGAUCUUUUGCGAAUUGAGCGAGGCACAAACCGCGUUCAAGGCCGCCAACGAAUAG